Messenger RNA from Myotis davidii, 3153 nucleotides. RefSeq names its product lamin B receptor (gene LBR). The record is from RefSeq and is a predicted model, not a curated record. Gene Ontology annotation, cellular component: nuclear inner membrane. Gene Ontology annotation, molecular function: oxidoreductase activity, acting on the CH-CH group of donors, NAD or NADP as acceptor. NCBI's taxonomy places the organism in Eukaryota, Metazoa, Chordata, Mammalia, Chiroptera, Vespertilionidae. Bases 50 to 1756 code for a protein of 568 amino acids. Gene Ontology annotation, biological process: sterol biosynthetic process. The transcript is spliced from 11 exons.
CUGACUCCCCCUUUUUUAUCUUUAAAACUGUUCAGACUGAUUUGCAAAAAUGCCAAGUAGGAAAUUCGCGGACGGCGAGGUGGUAAGGGGCCGGUGGCCUGGGAGUUCACUGUACUAUGAAGUGGAGGUUCUGAGCCAUGACAGCAAGUCCCAGCUUUACACGGUCAAAUACAAGGACGGAACGGAGCUGGAGCUGAAGGAGAGUGACAUCAAGCCUUUAGGUUCCUUUAGGCAAAGGAAAAGUGGCUCAACUUCCAGCUCCCCGUCCAGACGACGAGGGAGUCGGUCAAGGUCGCGCUCCCGCUCCCCCGGCCGAGCAGCGAAGGGUUCCCGCCGGUCCGCCUCUGCCUCACACCAUGUGGACAUCAAGGAAAUGAAGAAGGAAGUGUUGGAAGUGAAGUUGACUCCACUGGUAUUGAAGCCGUUUGGAAAUAGCAUCAGCCGGCACAACGGGGAGCCGGAGCAGCGAGCGCGGAACGCCGUGCCGCACAGGAGCGCGCAGGAACAAUUCCCUUUGUCACAAGAAAGUAGUUACACGUCUACACAGCCUAGCCUUCGUCCAAGAAGAGAAGAGAGCAAAUUUAAAAAAAUAGACUUAGAGGAAGAAAAAAUUGUUACGAAAGGACCUACAUUGUUGAGAACCUGGGAAGUGACAGCCACACAGACGAAGGACUUGGAGUUCGGAGGAGUCCCUGGUGCGUUUCUUAUCAUGCUCGGCCUGCCUGCCUUCCUCUUCCUGUUGCUGUUGAUGUGCAGGCAGAGGGAGCCCAGUCUUCUGAACUUCCCGCCGCCUCUGCCAGCUCUGUCUGAUCUGUGGGAAGCCAGAGUGUUUGGGGCCUACCUCCUCUGGUUUUGUGUUCAGGCUUUGUUCUACUCGCUGCCAAUCGGGAAGGUGGUAGAAGGAACGCCGCUGGCCGAUGGAAGAAGACUCCAGUACAGGCUAAAUGGGUUCUAUGCUUUCAUCCUGACGUCGGCAGCCGUGGGAGCCGCUCUCUUCUGGGGCGUGGACCUCUGCUACGUGUACCACCAUUUCCUUCAGUUCGCACUGGCGGCCCUCGUGUUUGCUGCCGGCUUGAGUGUUUAUCUCUACGCGCGGGGCCUGCGUGCGCCCCGGGGGGAACUGUCUCCGGCCAGCUCUGGUGAGCAACUUCACUUGGAUACUUUACACACAGAAACUUCCCCCAAACUCUGUUUCAAACCUCUUCCGGCGCCUCGCCCGCAGGAGGCAGUGCUGACCACCAUGGACAUCAUCCAUGACGGCUUCGGCUUCAUGCUGGCCUUCGGGGACCUGGUGUGGGUGCCCUUCGUCUACAGCCUCCAAGCCUUCUACCUGGUCCUCCAUCCCAACGAGGUGUCCUGGCCGCUGGCGGCUCUGAUUGUCGCUCUGAAACUUUGUGGAUAUGUGAUCUUCCGAUGUGCAAAUGCUCAGAAAAAUGCAUUCCGGAAAAAUCCCGCUGACCCAAAGCUUGCACAUUUAAAGACCAUUCAUACUUCAACGGGAAAGAAUCUUCUAGUUUCCGGAUGGUGGGGCUUCGUUCGCCACCCCAACUACUUGGGCGACCUCAUCAUGGCCCUGGCCUGGUCCCUCCCGUGUGGUUUCCAGCAUGUCCUGCCCUACUUCUACGUGGUCUACUUCACCGUGCUGCUCGUGCACCGCGAGGCCCGGGACGAGCGCCAGUGCAGGAGGAAGUACGGCCUGGCGUGGGACCAGUACUGCCAGCGCGUGCCCUACCGCAUCGUCCCCUACGUGUACUGACCUCCCGCCGCACCCAAAGGGGCCUUCGCGCGUCGCACUGAGAGGUUCUGUAAGCGCCUUUCUGAGCCGGGACUGUGGAGCCAAGUAGUCAGUCUUUUACGAUAGCCCCGAGUAUGAUUUCCAAAUCACAGCAUUUAACGCGAGGAAAGACAAAGAUGUUAAGACUUUGCACUCAAAUAGGAAAUGUCUAGCCCUUAAAAAUCUGCAAGCCAGUGACAUUAUUGCCCUGAGAAGAACACUUUCCAUGUUUAUGGGUUUGAUUUUAAAAUGCCGGUAUUGUUUUAUAAACACUGUUACAAGGACAGUGGAGUGUGUUUUACUGCAGGAAGAGAAUAGCAUUUGCCUUCAAGUUGAAGUAAGAGGUUAUUAGCAGCGCUGUUCAAGGGACACCAUUCGUAGUAGCUUGCUUACCCUGAACUUCUGAACCUGCAUUCAGAAAUGUAAAUACAUAGCCUUUAUGUAAUAUAUGGUGACUCUGGGUUUCUCUGUACAGUAUUUUGAAUGUGAAAUAAUUGUCAGGACUAAGUAUCUUAACAAAAACAUUUGCAGUAUUUUAAAUUAAGUUCUGUAAAGUAAUACAUGUGAAUUAUAAUUUUUGAAACAGAAUUCAUUUGGUAUUUUGUAAAAGAUGCUAUUAAGACAUAGGAAGGUUAUUUUUCUUAAUCCAAAGUUUGCAAAUUAGGCUUUUCUACCUCAAUUGCAGGUGUUUGUUUGCCUUUAUAAACUUGCAAAUAGAAAAAAAAAUAUUAGAAUAAAUAUAUAUUUUUGGAGUAACAGCCCUAUUUAAACAUUUUUACACAGGUUGGUGGUUGAAGACUUGCCAUUUCAGGCUAAUAUUUUUAUAUGUUUUUGACUUUUUUAAACUGUGUUUUUGCUACUGCUGAGCUCAUGCAGUUUAUACUGUAUUUUGUACAUUCUUUAUGUUCCAAAACUCUGCUGCCUGUAAGGGAGUGUGGUAUUCAGCUAAAAACAAUGCAAGGGAAUAGUUUAAAAUCCUUUCUCUUAGUCUAAUAGGUGUAGCUUUAGCUGUUAAAUUCUAGUUAAUAGUCUCAUGAUUAAUUGUUCUGUAAGGAAAGCAAAUCCACUAAACUUCUGUAUUUGAAUUUCAGUUCUCAGUACCUUAGCAUCUAGUAAGUAAGGACAGUGCAGAUGUUGAGUUGAAGGAUGGAUUUCACAUGAGCCACGUGGGUCUGCGCGUGCGUUAGUUCAGGGCCGUGCACAGAGGUGGGUGUGCGUAGCGCCCUGUACUCUGCAGACACUGCUUCCCCCUGGCUCACCAGGGCGGCUCUGGGGACGGAGGAAGGGUGCGGACUCUCCCCCAGAAUGAGAAAGUGCCUGACACCAGUUACCUUUUGCUUCUUGUGUUUUAAGUUGGAAAUAAAGAGAUAGGACCUGGA